Molecule: messenger RNA, 984 nt
Organism: Helianthus annuus (common sunflower)
Lineage: Eukaryota; Viridiplantae; Streptophyta; Magnoliopsida; Asterales; Asteraceae
Exons: 2
Coding region: 99-944 (281 amino acids)
Source: RefSeq, a predicted model, not a curated record
GAAAAUGUUGACGGACUCCUUUAUAUGCGUCCCAUUACCAUCAUCAAAUCCAUACCAAACCCACUAGUGAGAGAAACACAAAAGGGUUCCGUAAUAAUAUGGACGGCAGAGGUGGUGGUUGUAUUGCAAGAUACUCUGGCAGCAACAGUAGAUAUGGUGAGAUAACCUACGGUAUGUCAAAGGUUGAGAGAAUAAUGCUCAAGUUCACGCCCAUCGCACCCAAACCCAUGGCUGCCGGAUCCGGUUCCAGCUGCUCCACGGUGGAGCACAGCGACGGCUCCGGCAGAACCCCACGGCGUAAGCGGAGCGGCGUUCAUGGCGGAGACACGGUGGUGACGCUGGCUUUGAUGCCGGAGACACCAGAGCGGAAAGAAAACUCACCGGCAACAAGUUCACCGAGUGAAAAACAAGAUGUAUUAUUUUCCGGUACAACAGUUAAUAAUAAGAAGCCAUCACAGGUUUUGUUAAGCUUCAACAGUAUGCAGUCAACAGCACGUGAUGGUCACGUGAUAGCGUCACCGAAACCGCAGAAGUUGAUGGUAACGUCGUUAGUGACGGUGGAAUGUGUGACGGCGACGUGGAUGAACGGUGACGGUGUAGGGUUAACAGAUCAGGCAAGAAUACUGAGCAUGGAGAUGGACACGUGUCCAUCAUUCAUCACCAACAGUAGAGACACGGUGGUGUGGACUAAUAAAGCUUAUAGAGAGAUGAUAACCGGUAGUGAUAAUUAUUCAGAUGAGAUGGUUAUGGUGGUGGUGAAGAAGUUUAAUCGGGUUACUUUGCCGGUGUGUCACCCGGCGUUCACGUGCACUGUUAAGGUCACGUGGGGGGCUGACCGGGCUACGGCGGUUACCGCACCUUGCGACGUGUGGCGGUUGUGUAACGGUGGUUAUGCAUGGCGGUUGGAUGUUAAAGCUGCGCUGUCAUUAGGCCGGUAUAGUUGAGGUGGUGUAUUGUUGUUCAUUAACGGUAGUUUUUUCAUGA